CCAUCCCCGCCUCCCGAGCCCAAACAAACGACGCAAAGCCAGCGCAGCACUGUGCUCCGUGCUUUGACCACAAUCACCGCCGAACGCGGCCAUGCUCGCCCGCCGCUGCGGCCACUACUGACGCAGGUGAGUUUUCCCCUCCCCCACCGCCGCCGUUAUGGAUCCGGCGUCCGAGGAGCUCGAGCGCCGCAGCCACUACCUCAGCUCACUCAUCCGCCGCACCAAGCUCAAUGCCGCGCCCGCCCCGCCACCUCGUACUUCUCACCCGAAGCCGGAGACGAAGCUGGAGCUGGAGCGGGAGCGCUCGCCCAUCCGCCGCACCAAGCUCAAGCUCAACGCCGCGCCCGCCCUCCCUCCUUCUACCACUCACCCGGAGACCGGGAAACUGGAGCGGGAGCCGGGCCCUAAGAACCAGAACCUCGUUGAGGCCAAAGCGUUGGUGGAGAGGGAAGUGAAAGAGGGCGACGGAAAGGGGAAGGAGGAGAGGAAGGUCUCGGUGCGGGUCCGGGCGGCCGACAUGCCGGUGGUGCUGCAGCGGCGCGCGAUCCGGCUCGCCUACGAUGCUGUCUCUGCAACACCGCGGGCCGACGGCAAGCGUCUAGCCCUCGCGCUCAAGAAGGAAUUUGACACGUCAUACGGCCCUGCUUGGCACUGCAUUGUUGGGACAAGCUUUGGCUCCUAUGUUACUCACACAUUGGGAGGUUUCUUAUACUUCUCUGUUGACAAGGUCCACAUUCUUCUCUUCAGAACUGCUGUUGAGCCAUUAGGCCAUCUGCGGUGAGACCUAGAAUCAGUUUAUUAGGUAGUCUAGGUGCUAUGUAGUCCGUAUGGGAACAUCUAACAUGCAGAAGGGUAAGGAGGGUAUGAUAAUCUCAAUGAAAAUAUGUUGAACCAAUCUGUUAUAACUUCCAUGUAUUAGCACUUGUUGACUUUCAAGGCUGGCCUUAGGAGGUACUAACAUACUGCCUAGGCUUGUAACCUGGACUGCCAGCCUUGAUUGAGGCCUAAAUCGGCAAAGCCUAGCUCCAGGGCUUCCAUCAUUGUAA
Molecule: messenger RNA, 1046 nt
Organism: Triticum dicoccoides
Lineage: Eukaryota; Viridiplantae; Streptophyta; Magnoliopsida; Poales; Poaceae
Product: dynein 11 kDa light chain, flagellar outer arm-like
Exons: 2
Coding region: 158-781 (207 amino acids)
Biological process (GO): microtubule-based process
Cellular component (GO): cytoplasmic dynein complex
Molecular function (GO): dynein intermediate chain binding
Source: RefSeq, a predicted model, not a curated record